UGUGAUGUUUGUUUUUGUUUUCUGUAGACUCGAGAUGAUUUUCUUGGACAAGUGGAUAUUCCUCUUUAUCAGUUACCGACAGAAAAUCCAAGUAUGGAGAGACCGUAUACAUUUAAGGAUUUUGUUCUUCAUCCAAGAAGCCAUAAAUCAAGAGUUAAAGGCCACCUUAGAUUAAAAAUGACUUAUUUACCUAAAAACAAUGGGUCUGAAGAAGAAACCACAGAACAGGCUGAAGAAGUAGAGCCUGGGUGGAUUAUAUUGGACCAACCAGAGGCUGCUAGCCAGCCACAACAGCAGCAGCAGGAAUCUCCUCCUCUGCCUUCAGGCUGGGAAGAAAGACAAGACAUCCUUGGCAGGACCUACUAUGUCAAUCAUGAAUUCAGAAGAACACAGUGGAAAAGACCAACUGCACAGGACAGUGUGGCUGCUGCAGAUCUUGGCAAUGUGCAGCUGGAGGCCCAGCACGUGUUCACUCACCGGCGACAGAUAUCAGAGGAUACAGAAAACACAGACAACAGGGAUUCCCCCGAGAGCUGGGAAAUUAUAACUGAAGAUGAAGCAACAAUGUACAGCAGUCAGCAUGUUCAAAUACCUCUCUCACAGAGUAGCUGUGACAUACAGACUCAUCUUGCAGAAGAAUUGAGUAACAGACUUACUACCUCUGGAAGUCCAGCUGCUGGCCAGUCAACAGCCUACACAAACCAUUCCAGCAGAAGAGGUAGUCUGCAAACAUACAGACCUGAAGAGCAGCCUGCACAUCCAGUAUUACUGCCUACUUCAUCUGGAUUACCCCCAGGCUGGGAAGAACGACAAGAUGAAAAAGGAAGGUCAUAUUAUAUAGAUCACAAUUCUAGAACCACUACCUGGAUAAAACCAGUAGUACAGAUUGCUGUGGAAACAAGUCAGGUGUCAGCUGCACAAAGUAUUUCUAUAGGAAGACAGCCACAAGCAACAUCAAGUGAUUCAUCACAACAGUCUUCUCAGCAGCAGCCUGAAAUGGAGCAAGGAUUUCUCCCUAAAGGCUGGGAAGUCCGACACGCACCCAAUGGGAGACCAUUCUUUAUCGACCACAAUACCAAAACCACAACAUGGGAAGAUCCAAGACUGAAAAUUUCUGCUCAUCCGAGGAGAAAGACUUCCCUAGAUCCAGUCGACCUGGGCCCAUUACCACCAGGGUGGGAAGAGAGAACUCACACAGAUGGAAGAAUAUUCUUCAUAAACCACAAUACGAAGAGGACACAAUGGGAGGAUCCUCGACUGCAGAAUGUGGCAAUAACUGGACCAGCUGUGCCUUACUCCAGGGACUAUAAGCGGAAGUAUGAAUUCUUCAGAAAGAAAUUGAAGAAACAGAGUGAUAUUCCAAAUAGGUUUGAAAUGAAAAUACAUCGCACAACAAUCCUUGAAGAUUCUUACAGAAGAAUUAUAGCUGUAAAGAGAGCAGAUUUCCUUAAAGCAAGACUUUGGAUUGAAUUUGAUGGUGAAAAAGGUUUAGACUAUGGAGGAGUGGCCAGGGAGUGGUUCUUCCUUCUCUCUAAAGAAAUGUUUAAUCCUUAUUAUGGAUUGUUUGAAUAUUCAGCUACAGAUAACUAUACUCUGCAGAUCAAUCCAAACUCUGGACUUUGCAAUGAAGAUCAUCUUUCUUAUUUCAAGUUCAUAGGCCGUGUGGCUGGAAUGGCUGUUUACCAUGGCAAACUUUUGGAUGCCUUUUUUAUUCGUCCUUUUUACAAGAUGAUGCUCCAAAAACCAAUAACACUACAUGACAUGGAAUCUGUGGAUAGUGAAUAUUACAAUUCUCUGAGAUGGAUUCUUGAAAAUGAUCCAGCAGAACUGGACCUCAGAUUCAUAGUUGAUGAAGAACUUUUUGGUCAGACCCAUCAACAUGAACUGAAAAGUGGUGGAUCAGAAAUAGUUGUCACCAACAAGAACAAGAGAGACUACAUUCAUCUAGUAAUUCAGUGGAGAUUUGUGAGCCGAGUACAGAAACAAAUGACAGCCUUUAAAGAGGGCUUUUUUGAACUAAUACCACAGGAUCUGAUUAAAAUUUUUGAUGAAAAUGAGCUAGAGUUAUUAAUGUGUGGAUUGGGAGAUGUGGACGUGGCUGAUUGGAAACUACACACAAAAUACAAAAAUGGCUACAACAUAAACCACCAAGUAAUACAGUGGUUCUGGAAGGCAGUCUUAAUGAUGGACUCUGAAAAGAGAAUAAGAUUGCUUCAGUUUGUUACUGGCACAUCACGUGUUCCCAUGAAUGGGUUUGCUGAGCUGUAUGGUUCAAAUGGACCACAGUUGUUCACAGUUGAACAGUGGGGUACCCCUGAAAAACUGCCAAGAGCUCAUACCUGCUUUAAUCGCUUGGAUUUGCCUCCAUAUGACUCAUUUGAAGAUUUAUGGGAUAAACUUCUUCUAGCGAUUGAAAACACUCAGGGUUUUGAUGGGGUUGAUUAAGACACAGACAUAAAUUAUGUUGGUCCAGUGCUGCAAUUUCAUUUUAAGGGUUUACAAACAAAUUUGAAUUUUCCAGGGACUACCAUUAUGUUUAGCCACAUGGCUAUUGAAUCUUCAUAGUAUCACAUGUAAAAUAAUUAAGUAUUAAAAAUCACUAACUUUUAAACAUGUAUUUUGUCAUUUCCAUAGUUUUGUGUAUUUGCUGAUACCUGCAAUAUACACAUUGGAUCAGCCAGUGCCAAGUAAGUCAAAAACUAAAAUGUUUUUAGCAGUUGCCUCUUGUAUAAUAUUUGAAACUGCCCUGCAGUAAACUACUGAAGUAAAGCUGGGAAGAAUCUUUGCAGAGGAUUUAAAUUCGAUUUGCUGCUUUAAGAGGAACAACUGAAAUUGUCAAACUGUUUUUAAAAAAACCCAGCUAAACAAAAAAACCCAACAAACUUCAUGUAUUACAGUAUCAUAAUCUGUGCUGCUUCAGGCUCUUUGCAACGGAUCUGCUCAAAGCACCUUAUAAUUCAGCAUAUUAGAUAAAACAUUGGAAAACAUUUGUUUGCAGAACACUGACUUCCUGACACAGUUGUUAGACUUCUGUUUCUAACUUGCUUUUGCUAGAACAGCGUAACAAACCCAAGAUUUUUAUACAAAACAGAUAAGCAGCAUAAUUCUGAGUUUUAAUGAGAAAUUAUACCCAUGUUUUCUUUGAAUUUGUAUACUGAUGUUGAUUUGUUGAGUGUUCAUCACUUUUUUUGAUAAAUUUGUAGUUGAACGAUAAUAUUUUCAA
This is a messenger RNA of Oenanthe melanoleuca, 3223 nucleotides long. It is a transcript of the gene NEDD4, whose product is annotated as NEDD4 E3 ubiquitin protein ligase. The record is from RefSeq and is a predicted model, not a curated record. Bases 94 to 2445 code for a protein of 783 amino acids. NCBI's taxonomy places the organism in Eukaryota, Metazoa, Chordata, Aves, Passeriformes, Muscicapidae. The transcript is spliced from 24 exons. Gene Ontology annotation, biological process: regulation of dendrite morphogenesis; neuromuscular junction development; ubiquitin-dependent protein catabolic process. Gene Ontology annotation, molecular function: sodium channel inhibitor activity; protein binding; ubiquitin protein ligase activity.